Molecule: messenger RNA, 11512 nt
Organism: Bufo bufo (common toad)
Lineage: Eukaryota; Metazoa; Chordata; Amphibia; Anura; Bufonidae
Gene: SPEN
Product: spen family transcriptional repressor
Exons: 14
Coding region: 1032-11219 (3395 amino acids)
Biological process (GO): regulation of transcription by RNA polymerase II
Cellular component (GO): nucleus
Molecular function (GO): mRNA binding
Source: RefSeq, a predicted model, not a curated record
AUUUUGUAUUUAUUAUGGUGAGAGAGAGAAAAAAAAAAUACAAAACUCUUAGGUUCCCCCUGUUGGAUUAAAAAAUUUUGGGAAAUUUGUAUGCUACCUCUUGGGUUUGGAAAUAUGUGAUUCUUAUCCUAAUGGCUGGGACCCCGUGGAUUUGUAAGGGAGUCUUCCUGCAGCUGGCUGGAUGUAUGUCCUUGACUGUCUUUAGUCGGAAGUAUGGCGUUUAUUCCCAUGGAUUAUCCUCCCUACGGGAAUAGUGCUGCUGUCUGUGUGGAUAUAUCCUUGGAGUUACGAAGGACCGCUGGGGUGUGGUGCACAGUGACAUCUUUCAGCUGGUGGAAUUGACCUUGGAGAUGGAUUGUUAAUCGCUGGGACGUAUCUUCUGACCGCUCCUGGAUUGUGUAUUCAUCUGACUGGGAAUAGUUUAAGAAGAGUGAAGACUACACGCAUGGGAUUUACACAGUUAUAGCUGGGAAUUAUUCUAUCACAUGGCGGUGUAAAACCAAAUUACAUGGAAUGUAAUAUUGGAUAUGAAAUUCUUGAUGAACUUUGGACCUCAAAGGGAUGGUCGAAGUGAGGAUGGUGGUAACAUCACAUGCGUUUUGAAAAGAACUAGAAAAAAAAACACCAAAAAACUUAACAAUCUUAGCGCAAAAACGGGUGGCCUGAGGAUAUGAAAAGUAUGGAUGUCUAUACAGUGCCCAUGUGAAUUACAAGCUUCCUUGGACUUUAAUGGAUAUGGUUUUCCAGAAAACAGCAGCUGCCUGGGGACACGUUUAUUUUUCUUUCCUCUUUUUGUUUUAAAACCCACAGUGGAUAACUUUGAUCCAAGUCAGUGGGCUGGAGAAGGUUAAAUAAUCCUCCCCUCCCCCCAUUGGACACGGUUCCUCUGCGGAUUUAUCCCAUUUUUAAAUUUUAAGUUUUUGUUUUGGUUACGUUUUUUUUUUUUUUUUUUUUUUUUUUUUUUUUUCUUCCUUGAUUCAACUAAAGUGCCAUUUGAAACCCUUGCCCUUUUUGCCUCAUUGAGAAGGUGGAUGUACCCUAAAAAGGGACCAAAUUGGGGAAGUUAUGUUCUCAAAUCACUCCCUAGAUUUAAUUGGGAUUGUAGGUCGUGUUUCCUCACUCGGAAAAGGGCUUCUGAAACACGGGAGCGUUCUUAUGAACAUAGUGCCUAUGGACACCAUGAGCGUGGGACUGGAGCGUUCGAACGGACACGACACUAUGAUCAGGAUUACUAUAGAGACCCACGUGACCGGACCUUACAACAUGGAAUAUAUUAUAAUUCUCGACGGAGUCCAAGCCGUUUUGAUGCUCAUGAUCCACGUUAUGAGUCUAGGACCCGGGAGCCGUUUACAUUGCCCAGUGUAGUGCACAGGGAUAUUUACAGAAAUGACAUUUCAAGGGAGGCACGAGGCAGACGGCCUGAACGGAACUACCAGCACAGUAGGAGUCGCUCGCCUCAUUCAUCCCAGUCAAGGAACCAGUCCCCUCAGAGGCUCGCAAGCCAAGCUUCUAGGCCCGCCAGGUCGCCCAGCGGCAGUGGCUCCCGCAGUAGAUCGUCUAGUAGUGAUUCUCUCAGCAGCAGCAGUAGUACCAGUAGUGACAGCAGCGAUUCCAGCAGCACCUCGAGUGAUGAGUCUCCAGCGAGGUCUGUGCAGUCUGCAGCAGUCCCUGCACCUCCUUCCCAGACACUCUUAUCUCUGGAUAAAGAUGAACCUCGCAAAAGUUUUGGGAUCAAAGUUCAGAAUCUCCCUGUGCGCUCAACAGAUACAAGCCUUAAAGACGGACUUUUUCAUGAGUUCAAGAAGUACGGGAAAGUCACAUCAGUGCAGAUACAUGGUGUAUCCGAGGAACGAUACGGUCUGGUCUUCUUCAGGCAACAAGAAGAUCAGGAGAAAGCACUUAAUGCCUCAAAAGGAAAACUUUUCUUUGGAAUGCAGAUAGAAGUGACAGCAUGGGUAGGACCAGAAACAGAAAGUGAAAAUGAAUUCCGGCCUCUGGAUGAGCGAAUAGAUGAAUUUCACCCGAAGGCCACUAGGACUCUCUUCAUUGGCAACUUGGAGAAAACCACCACCCCCCUGGAUCUGCACACUGUUUUUCAGAGAUUUGGGGAGAUUGUGGAUAUUGACGUUAAGAAGGUGAAUGGCGUCCCUCAAUAUGCGUUUUUGCAGUACUGUGAUAUUACAAGCGUCUGUAAAGCCAUUAAGAAGAUGGACGGAGAGUAUCUGGGAAACAACCGGUUGAAGCUUGGCUUUGGGAAAAGUAUGCCAACUAACUGCGUGUGGAUAGAUGGUCUGUCCUCUAGUGUCACAGAACAGUAUUUAACUCGCCAUUUUAGCCGUUAUGGGCCAGUGGUUAAGGUGGUGUAUGAUCGCUUUAAAGGCAUGGCCCUGAUUCUCUACAAUGAGAUUGAAUUUGCCCAAACAGCUGUAAAAGAGACCAAGGGGAGGAAGAUUGGUGGGAAUAUCCUUAAGGUGGAUUUUGCAAACCAAGAAAGCCAGUUGGCCUUCUAUGGUUCCAUGGAGUCUUCAGGACAGGACAUUCGGGAUAUCUAUGAAAUAAUAUCAGAAAGAAGAAGUGAUGAGCCCCGAAGGGGUUCUUUCAGUGAAUUUACUUCCACCACCGAACGGACUUAUUAUGAUAGUGUCCGGACUGUUGGGGCUUACCAGGAGGAAACAAGAAGAGAAUACCCUGCUCGAAGCAGAGAAUUGUACGCAGACUUUGAUUCGUAUCAAGGGGAUUAUUACGAGCAACGAUAUUAUGAUGAGUCAAGAGAAUAUAGAGACUAUAGGGAUCCAUAUGAACAGGACAUCCGGGAAUAUAGUUACAGAAGGGAAAGAGAGCGGGAACGAGAACGCUUCGAGACUGAUCGAGAUGCGAGUGAGCGGAGGCAGGUAGAACGUAGCCAAAGUCCAACCCAUUCAAGAAGACCUCAGAGUCCUGCUGCAUCCCCUUCACAAUCUGAAAGAAUUGCUAGCGACCCAGAACGUAGAAUUUACAGUCGCUCAUCUGACCGCAGUGGAAGUUGUAGUUCUGUGUCCCCUUCACGGUUUGACAAACUCGACAAAGCUAGGACUGAUCGUUACAUAAAAGGUGAAAAAAUAGAAAAAGAGCGCACUUUUGAUUCAGAUCGUUCUGAUAAAGAGAAGCGGCUACUGCGUAAGGAAAAGUCUGAAAAGGGUGAAAAGGACAAAUCAGAUAGAUCUAAACGAAAGUCCAAAAAUCAUUCAACAAGUUCCCUAUCCUCUGAAACAGAUCAAGAUAAUGAGAAGGAGCCGAGCUUAGAGAAACAGAAAAGCAGCACCAAACAGCUGGCCAAAGAGAAAAAUGACAAGGACUGUGCAUCUAAAAACCGCUUGGACCUUAUGCCUUGUGUUGUUCUUACAAGAGUGAAUGAAAAGGAAGGGAAAGUCUUUGAUACUCCUGGAGUAGAUAAGGCUUCAAAAAACAAGGUUGAUGGUGAGUCUGUAAAGUCCCCUUCAUCAGAUCAGAAAAUUCAGAUGGUCAGACUUGAGCAACCCAAGUUUGAGCAACUUAAAGCUGAAUCUGCAAGAACUAAGGUGCCAAAAGACAAGUUACUAUCCAGCCACAUUGAAGUCGUGGACAAAGAGGGAAAACAGAAACUAAAAAAGCACUUAAAGUCAGAGCAGCCUGCAGAGGGUGCCACGACUGCUGACCUAGACAAGCUAGAAGCUCGUAAACGGCGCUUUGCUGAUGCAAAUUUAAAAUGUGAACGGCAAAAACUUGAUGUACGAAGGAAUAACCAAGAUGAGGAGGAUAGCCGUUUAGGUUUAAGGAAACCACCAGAGCCUGUAUCUUCAAGAGACUUCACCGUAGGCAGAGAGGGUGAUUUUGAAAGGAAAGCUUCUAGGAAAGAACUUUUAAAAAGUCGAAAAAACAAAUCUGAAAGACUUUUUGCCAUCAACAGCCCCAAAGAUGGCCAAGAUUUGUUGCCUGUCAGGAUCUCUGGACGUCCUAAUUCAGAUCUACAGUUUCACUUAGGGGAAUCGGUAGAUGAACAAUUUGAAUCUCCAGAUCAAGCUUCUAAAAAGAUGACCUUCCUGAAGAACAUUCAGAGGCAUGCACUCUUGUCAGACGAUAUGGAUAAAGACUCCUCCAAGGAUGACCGAAAAAAUUACAGCCUUCUUUCAAGAGAAACAGUGGGCAUGGAGAGAUCAGAAACGGAUGAAAAACUUGCAAUCGACAUUGACCACACUCAGAGCUACAGGAAACAGAUGGAGCAAAACCGCAAGUUGAAGCAGCAGAUGGAACUGGAGAUCUUGAAGUCUGAAAAAUUCAGGAGUCCUAGCAAAGAAGCAGAGGAGUAUGAAAGACGUAGCCUUGUCCAUGAAGUUGGUAAGCCUCCACAAGAUGUUACUGAUGACUCCCCUCCAACUAAAAAAAAAAAGAACGAUCAUUUGGAUUAUGAAAUCACCAAGCCAGAAAGACACUAUAGAAGUUCUCGCCAGAUAAGUGAUGAAUCUGAGAGACUGGCUGGUUCUCCAGGUAUGCGACCUUUCGGAUUUAAUGAGGAGGAAUUUACCGUUGGCUCACCUAGGUUACUACCAAUUAAAGAAUACAAAGAGUCGCCCCAUGUAGAUGAAAAGAGCACGUUUCCUAAUGUGGCCUUUAAAGAUGAACAUUUUAAAUUACUAACUGAAUCUGUCAAGAAGGAAAACAUAACUGAUCCUUCCAAAGGUAAAUUAAUUGCUAUGAGCCCAGAAGAAGAAUAUGGCAAAUGGGAUAACCAGAUCAAACAAGAAGGCAACAGGGUGGAUAUUAGCUUUCCUUGCAACAUUAUAAAAAGAGAAGCCAUUAGAAAGCGUCCCAGAGACCUAGAACCUGGGGAAGUUCCAUCAGACUCUGAUGAAGAUAGUGAUCCAAAACCAGUUUCCCCCAAAGUUUCUUCUCUGUUAGACGGUUCAAGGUUUUCUUUUUUGUUACGAGAUGGAGAAGAUAAGUUAAGAGACAAGGAAGAUCGGUUGUCUGGCUCAUUGGAAAGAAAUAAGUUUUAUUCCUUUGCAUUAGAUAAAACCAUCACCCCUGAUACAAAAGCCUUGUUAGAGAGGGCAAAAUCGCUCUCUUCUUCUCGUGAAGAAAAUUGGUCUUUUUUAGACUGGGAUUCCAGAUUUGCUAAUUUUCGCAGUAAUAAAGACAAAGAAAAAGUUGACUCUGCUCCAAGACCUAUUCCAUCCUGGUAUAUGAAAAAGAAGAAAAUCAAAACUGACUCUGAUGGUAAAUCCGAUGAUAAGAAAGAGGACCACAAAGAAGAGGAGCAAGAAAAGCAAGAACUGUUUGCCUCUCGUUUCCUUCACAGUUCAAUCUUUGAACAAGACUCAAAAAGACUCCAACAUCUGGAAAGGAAAGAGGAAGAUACAGAUAUAGGUGUUUUUCGUCCCUACGGCCGACAGCUUUCUUCUGACGGGAUCAGUUAUGCUUCAGACCUUGUGCAAGAACCAGUUGUCCUCUUUCAUAGUCGAUUCGUUGAGCUCACAAAAAUGCAACAGAAAGAGAAAGAAAAAGAGCAAAAGCCAAAAGAGGUAGAAAAAGUUGAAGAGAGAGAGAUUCGGCCUAAAACUCCUGAGUCAAUGCCAGAGUGCAAAGAGCGAGAGAUUAAAUCACCAGUGUCGGUCGUGCCAACACCAGCAACACUUCCUCCACCAGAGCCUGUAGUACCAGUCCAAGAAAAAGUCUCUGCUGACAAAACACCACCGCAUUCUGUUGAGACAGUAGAAGAUAAGCCAGCUGAACCUAGUGAACCAGCUGUUGAGGAACCUAAACCUCCCAGUGUGGUUGCCCCUAUUCCUGCAUUGGCCCCUCCCCCACUCCCUCCACCACUCCCAGUAGAAGCUACUCAAGUUGUUGUAGAAACUGAGACGCAGCCUACUACCCCGCAUAUAACUGAAGAGAUAGCAACAACAAGUACAGAACAGCCUCCCUAUUUGGAUACAAAACCACCGACACCAGGAGCAUCGUUUUCUGAGGUCAACGCAGACCCUGUCACUGAACUGAAAAGUGAUUCACCUACUGUUUCUCCUUCCAAGCCUGAAAUAAAGGUAGAAGAACCCGUUGAGACCUUUGAAGAAGAAACUCCUGUUUUUGCAAGUGGUGACACAGAUGUAUGCCAAAAAUCAGAAACUGUGCCAGAGGAAGUUGAACCUGUUAUAGCUGAAAAUGACAUGGAAGUAGAACCUCUUAAUGCAGUGAAAAGCAAAAAGGCACCUAAAGGCAAAAGGUCAAAUGUUUCAGACAAACCAGCUACUAGAAAGAGCGUGAGGAUUGACCGCGAGAAGCGCAACAGGUCAUCCUCCCCACGUGGAGAACCCCAGAAACAUCUUGAAAUAAAAAAUGAACAUGAAAGAGGUUCCAGGAGCUCUGCAAAAUCUCCAAGUGCUGUUCCAGAACCUGACAUCUCAGAGCCAGCUUUGCCCCGAACACGAAGAAAUGUUAGAUCUGUUUAUGCCACCACAGGCGAUAAUGAUGGAGUGUCUUCAGUUAAAGAAACUACAGAGACAUCACGAUCUACAAGAAAGAGACCUGAAAAAGAUGUUGCUGAAACCCCGGUUACUGCUCCUCCCACUCCGAGAAGAGGGCGGCCACCAAAGGUUCGCAAGAAAGAUGUAUCUCCUAUCAAAGCAGAGGCAUUAAAACCAGAGAACGAGGAUACAGAAAUGAAAGAACCAAUUGAAAAUGCAAAACCAGUAGAGGGAUGGCGGUCUCCACGAUCUCAAAAACUGUCUCAAAGCCAUUCCCCUCUGUCCAGUAGCCAAAUGGGUAAAAAGAAUAAAAGUGACCCAGCACCACAGGCUCAGGAGAGUUUGGCAGAAACCAAUAAAGACUGUAAUGAAAUGGCUGAGCCGCAGGCUGAAGAGGCAUGCAAGACAAAAUUGGACAAGGAAGAAACUGGUGAUGUUAAUCUCCAGUUAAAAGAUGUGGAGCCAGAGAAAUGUCCUGCAGAGAAAUCUGUUACUGAACCCCUGGACAAGAAAUUAUCUCCGGAGAAAGCUACAAAACCUAAAGUUGGAAGACCCAAAAAUCCCAAAAAUAUUCCUCAUUUAAAAAAGGUUGAAAUUCGUCUUAAUGCUGUUGAUGUGAAGGAUGCUUUGCGGCCACAUGAGGAUACAGAGUCACUGAUUGUUUCUCCUGUCAAAAUAAAAAGUCCUCAAAAAGAAGAUACUGUUUCUCCAUCUAUAACAAAUCUACCUGCAACAGAGUUCCCUGAAGCUUCUGACAAAGACACAGGGAAAGAAUGUAAUAUUUCAUCUGAAGCUGUGCGGCUGGCACGUCAGAUGGAACUGGAGCAAGCAGUGGAAAACAUUGAGAAGAUCACUGAAACUACUGCCGUUCCACCUUAUAAAGACCCCCAAAGUGGGGAAGUAUCUGAGACUCGAACAGAAGAGGAUGGGGAUAAACCUGCGCACCAGGCCAGUGAAACAGAAUUAGCAGCAGCUAUUGGGUCCAUUAUAUGUGACAUUUCUACUGACACUGAAAGUUUCCCUCCUGCUCCAACAUAUCCAGCAGAAAGGGAAUCUGAAAUUUCUUCUGAAUCAGCGACUGCUGCUGCUGGUGCUGCUGCUGGUGCUGCUGCUGCUGCUUCUGCUUCUCAGCCAGAUGAUUUACAGCCUGAGACAGACCAAGCAGUAAAUCUCAUCAUACAGACUGAUACUACCACUAGCUCUGGCAGUGCAGCUCCUGCACCUGCUGUACCUGAGCAAACAGAAUCGAUUGACCGCAAAGAACCCGACGUUGGCUUCAACGAGUCUACAAAAUCUGCCAAAGAAAGCGAAUCUUUACGGGAGUUACCUGCAAAACAAAAGGGUCGUAAUAAGGGACACAAGAAAAGGCGAAGAGCCGGCAAGAGCCGUGAUACCAUACAGAGCAACGUGUUUGUGCGCGAGAAUAUUCAAGGCAAAUCUCCUGCAAAAGAUGAAAAGAUCUCUUCGGAUGAAGGUCUAAAGGAACAGCCUGGUGAAGAGUCUACAUCAAAUCCUGACAAUCCAGCUAUGGAUACAAGCCUGAAUUCCUCUUCUGACACAAUUUCCAAAGAAGGAGAUGAAGGAUUUAAAGAUGAAGAAAUGUCUGCCGCUACAAAUUUAAGUGAUUCGCCCCAACCUCUGUACAUUGAUGAUGUUAGUCAGGGAAGCUUCAAACUACGUUCAAGUACUGAAAGUGCCCCAGUUACCCCUCCCAGUGUAACUACUACUUCGGUUCUGUCCGCUACCCCAGGGAAAACUGGAGCUCCUGUCACUGCAUCCCCUCUUGCUCAUUCAGCUCCAGCAAUUAUGUCUGACUGGAUUGUUAGGCAUGAAGAGAAUGCUUCCAUUUCUACUACACCUCCUGCGAUGCCCCCAGAUACAAAGGCCUCUGAUGUGGAUACAAGCUCAAGCACCUUAAGGAAGAUAUUAAUGGAACCAAAAUAUGUAUCCUCGGCCAGCAACACCCCUAGUAUUGUUACAGCAUCCAUCUCUGAGCCUGUCCCUGCGUCACAUGUAGAAGAACCCACUCAUCCGCAAGUAGAAGCUAUUAAACCAGUGUCUGAGGAGAAAUCAGCUGUUCCUCUUACCAACACAGUUGUCCCACCAGCGGCCGAAGCCCCAUCUUUUCAAGAGAAAGGGACUCCAGUGGCCCAUAAGGCCACCUCUGUUAUCAGUAGAAUGCCCCCCAGCUUUGAUCCUGAUGAUUUGCCAAGGAUAACAUUGGCAAAACAUGCACAGCAUCAGCCCACUCCACCUUGCAUCCCAUCUCAGAAGAUCAAGGUGAGACAAAACGCUAAUGACAGUCGUGCCUGCAUAAAACCAACAAUGACUGUAAUAGAGGAGCGACCCACUGAAACUGGCUCAAGCCCUGGACUGAGAGUGAACACAUCACAGGGAGUAAUGCUAUUAAGUUACUCUGGCCAGAAAACAGAGGGGCCUCAGCGAAUAAGUGCAAAAAUCAGCCAGAUCCCUCCUGCGAGUGCUGUUGAUAUAGAGAUUCAACAGUCUGUGUCCAAAUCCCAAAUCAAACAGGAACCGCUUGCUCCAUCUCAGAUGUUGCCGAAAGGACCUCAGACUCCCUCGGGUUACCAACAGUACAAUGCAUCACCUGUCAUUUCAAGCAUAAAACAAGAGCGAACGUCAUUGGAGAAAUCUGAAUCGAGCCACAUUAGUGCCCCAAAUUCGUCCUCGCAAUCCGGAGCAGUGAAAGUGCUUACCCAGAAUGCUGCUCCAGUUUUAAUGCACAGCCAGAUGCUACCCGGUCAGAUGGUCCCAUCUAGUAAAAAGAUGACAGAGGUCAUAGAGUCUAAAGUGCUUCAGACUACAAAUAUGAGCCCCCACCAUUCUUCGUUAUCAAGCAAGAUUCCAGCAGAGUCAAACCACGUGACUUCUAGAUCCAGCACGCCCACAGACAGGGCUCUCCCACAUCUAAAUAUUAAACAGGAGCCUCAUUCACCUUGUACAGCUGGCCAUUCACCAUCUCCAUUUGCCAGGUCUUGUCACCCCAGUGUUACAGCUUCUCCUGCCUUAACUAACAAUGCCUCAGUUAUGCUGGGUGCAGGAAUGCCAGUGCCUCCAUACAUCCCGAGCAUGCACCCAGAACAGACAGUCAUCAUGCCACCUCACAGCGUAACGCAGCCUGUGUCUCUAGGACACUUGUCUCAAGGUGAUGUCAGAAUCAAUACACCGCCUCUGCCAUCGAUGCAGUAUGGUAUGCGGCCAGAAGCCCUUCAUUCUCCUAGAGCAGCUAUGCAGCCUCAGAUGGACGUCAGACCUCAAAGAUCGAGUACUCCACAGCCAGCGACUAUUCGAGAAGUGGUACUCCCUACAUUGUCUUCCCAGCACGCUCCAGAUGAGGACUUGCAUUACCACCAUCCUGUGGGCCGAGGUUCAGGUCAUGUUCAGUCUGAAGUCCUGGUGAUGCAGCAUGAAUACCGCAUGCCUACACCAGGGAUGCGCUUGGAUCCUUAUAGCGUUCCACAGGAUGUCAUUUUGCCUCGUGAUGUCCGCAUGAUGAUGCACUCUCACAUCUCUGCUGUUGGCGAUCAUCAUCAAGAGACCAGACGAUCCCGAACCCCUGAGAGUUCUGUGAAGACUCCACCUGCUAGUAAAACACCACAGCCUGUGAAGGAAUUGGCCAAACAACCUGAUGUCAAACUAUCUCAUUCCCAACAUAAUGAUGCCAGAAUGAUGAGUGGCCUGAGCUUAUCACAGCCGGUCGUAGUGUCACACGGUGUGCCUCUCAUCCAUCCUUCUGGGAGCUCAUUUCAUGACUAUCGACCAGUGUACACGGACAUCCGCAACUAUCAUCCUGCUGCUCAGCUCUCCCAUCCUCAGUACUCUGGUGCAUCGGCCAUGGGCUUACAGUCCCGGAGCAUGACCCCAUCUCAGGGAGGUCCUGACAAUGAACAUUCACAUUCAAAUGCUCCUGUUCGCAGUAAAACGCCACAAAUUGGCCAAGACCCUAAGGUAGCACAGUCAUCAGUAAGUGAUGCUCAUCAUGCUGCCCUCAGCAGGCAUACUGGUCAGAUGGAGUCUCACAUUCAGCACCUUCAAAGAGCACCUGUGGAUACAUCUCAGACCUCCUAUCCCUCUCCUGUUACGAUCAGUUUAAAACCAGAAUUGCCCUCCCCUCACCAGUCCCAGAAACAGGCCGCGUUCAUGUCCUCCACAGCCAGCACUCUCCAAAGGUCGGAUGUCCAGUCUCUUCCUAAACAAGAACCCCAGCAAAGAUCGGUGGAUAUGGUGCAACUUCUAACGAAAUACCCAAUCGUAUGGCAGGGUCUCCUUGCGCUGAAGAAUGACACGGCCGCGGUACAGCUGCACUUUGUUUCUGGGAAUAAUGUGUUGGCGCACAGGUCUCUACCAGCCCCAGAAGGAGGACCCCCACUAAGGAUUGCUCAGCGCAUGCGACUCGAGGCCACUCAGCUGGAAGGGGUAGCUCGACGAAUGAUGGUGGAGAGUGACUACUGCUUGUUACUUGCUCUUCCGUGUGGUCGUGACCAGGAGGAUGUGGUAAACCAGACUGAAUCACUGAAAGCCGCUUUCAUCACUUACCUACAGGCAAAGCAGGCUGCUGGCAUCAUCAAUGUGCCCAAUCCAGGGUCCAACCAGCCGGCCUAUGUCCUGCAGAUCUUCCCGCCCUGUGAAUUUUCAGAAAGUCACUUGUCCCGCCUCGCACCGGACUUACUAGCCAGCAUCUCUAACAUCUCUCCUCAUCUAAUGAUUGUCAUUGCAUCGGCAUGAGACCACUUGCCGCCAUCACAUACAACGCACUAAACCGUUAGGAAACAAGUUGCUGAGUGAGUGCUCUGGCCUGCUCUGCCGUGGAGAGAUCAUGUCCCACCGGACGGAGCUGGAGCUGCUGCUUCCCAGGAUGUUUACAUAUUGCUUACGGACAAGCUGAUGCACACAGGUGGCUUAAUGCAACAUUAUGGAAAGUGGCGUCUGAUUCCACGCCCAAAAAACGUGCAGUAUUCCAAGAUGGUUACUGUUUGUGUGCUUCUUUCUUCUUCUUUUUUUUUCUUUUUUUUUUUUUU